UCAUAAAGAAAUUAAAAAAAAUCGUUCAAUUCGCGGGGAAAAGUAAGAAAAAAAAACGAGAGUGAACGAGAGAGAAAGAGAAAGAAAGAGAAAAUUUAAAUUCCUUUUUUGUGCAACUAAAUUGAGAGGCUGUAUGUGAGGUGUGUACCAAAGCUGUAUAUGGGCGUUGAGAAAACGUGUUACCACACAUAAUGCCUGCAUAUGGAAGUGAUUGUAGCUUGUAAUAAUUUAAAAAAAUGAUCUAUGAAUCGCCAAGCUGAUGAAGCGAUUUUAUGGCCUCACGGCCCUGGUGGCCUCGCUGAUUAUUCUUGCAAACGGUUUUACUCAACAACCUAUAACUUAUUCGACUUCCUCGCCAAAUUCCCCAGCCACUGUUGGAAAUUCACUCGAGCGAAAAAGCAUCGGCGAAAGAAGAGCAGAAACUUCCAUCGUCGUCGAAAACCGAAAAUCUCCUUCAAUCCUCCAUAAAGAUGAACAGAAAAUGAUAAAUCGAAAAUCCUCUAAAACAACUUUCAUCACUCGAGAAACUAAAUUCACCACUCCACUAACAACACAAGUUCCAACAACUCAAUUAUUAUUAAUUAAUGUUUAUUCAGUUACAAAUGCUCAAAGUGCAAAUUUAACCACAAAACAAAAUUCAAGUGAAAUUUUCCCCAAAUUAUCAAAAACUAAAUUAACCAUCACACUCGAUGAGCAUCAAAGUCAAAAAGAGAUUAAUGAAUCAAAUAGUCGCGAAAUUUCUAAUUUUAUUAUCACAUCGAAGGCAAAUUACACUAAUGUUCAUUUAACCAAUUCGAAAACAAACUUUCUCCAACUACUUCCGCAAAGCAAUAAAAUUACCAAGAAAUUCUCCAACAAUUUUAAUCAAACCCCAUUACUUGAAAUUAUUGCCAAAAAAGAUAAUUCCGAAAAACAAAAUAACUCCAAACAAAUAAAAAUUGAUCAAAUUAAAAAUGUAAAUAUUUUCAAUUCAUCAAAUUAUCGGACAUUUCAAGAAUCAAAUACCAAUAGUUUCUUAACCGAUGAUUAUAGUAUCAAUUCACAAAGAGCUCAAUUCACAGCCAAAUUAAAUCAAUCUCUAUUUACCAUUAAGAACUUUUCCCAAUCAAAGUUUCCAACUCGGAAAGUUUCAUCAAAUAGUCACCAGACAACAGUGAAUUCUGUAUUAAAUAAGCAAAUUAAAAGUGAUAAAACUUUUUCCCAGAUAGUAAAUCGAAAUAGUGAAAUUCAAGUCAAUAAAGAUUCAACGACUCGAGAAGUUUCAAAUUUAUUCCACGAGGCAAGUGAAUUUCAAUCCGAAAUUGGUUCACCGACACGUAAAGUGAAUUUAUUCCAAAAAGUUAAAGACAAUUUCAAAUCUGAAAUAAGAGCUCUAGAAUCAAAAAAUCCAUUAUUAAAAUCAUUACCACUCGAGAAAAAUUCGACAGACAGUCAAAAAACAUUUCACAAUAGUAACAACAACAACAACAACAACAACAACAACAAUAAUAAUAAUAAUAACAUCAAUAAUAAUAACAACAACAAUAAUAAUAAUAACAAAAAUACGAGUAAAUUAAAAAAAAAUUCACCCGAAACAUUAAGAAAACAUAAAAGAAAAAGUUCCAAAUUCCAACGAAAAAUGCGAAUAACUUUAUUUAAAUUAACAAAAAGACGAGUAAAAAAUUUCAUUCCCGAACAAAAGAAAAAUAGAAACAAUAAAAGUAAGAUGGAAAUUCUAAACGAAUCAUUAACUGUACAACUUGAACCAACGAUAAUGAAUAAAAUAAAGGACAAUACAAACGACAACGAAGAAGAGAAAGACGACACUUCGAAUGAUAUUUCAAGAAUAAUGAAUAAAGGACCAAAGGGUAAAUUAAAUUAUUCCCAUGGAAAGACGAAGAGAGGUCAAGUAGUCAAGAGUCCUUUAACGUCAACCAAUAACGUAACUUUUCAUUCAUUAGAAAAUCAAAUUCCCCCCAAAAAUUCAAAAAACUUAUUCACUCAAACUUCUCUACUAAACAAUAAAUCGCAAAAUUUUCCCACCGAUUUUCAUAAAAUACCCAACUUUUCCCCUUUAUCUUCAAAUUCCAGUGACUAUUCCAAAAGUGAAAAAUCACAAGAGAUAAAUUCUAAUUCAAAUUUUAUUGCCAGUGAGAUAAGAAAUCCCCUCGAUAAAACAACAAUUCUCUCAAAUAUUCACGAUUCUAUAAAACCAUCAACCAUUCCAUCAUUAAAAAUUACCACCACCCCCUUUUUUGAUAUUCCCCAAAAAUUAUCAAAUCAAAAAAAUGAAGAGAAAAAUUCCACCUUGAAAGGAGAUAAUAAUAAUGAAAGUUUGAAUUUGAGUAAAAGUUUCGAUAAAAUUGCCGCAUUAAAUUCGAGUCUUAUCUUGUUGAAAAUGAAUCCAAAUGAGAAUUAUUUUAAUCUGAGUUUAAUUAGAGAGGUAGAUGAGGAUGAAAAUGGAGAAAAUUUUACGAAAAUUGCCACGCCCGUGAAUUUGUGGCCAGUGAAGCAUAGUGCAGUGGUGGAGGGUGAUCUUGUUCUGGGCGGUUUGAUGAUGGUCCAUGAAAGAGAGGAUACAAUUACAUGUGGACCAGUAAUGCCACAAGGUGGAGUUCAAGCUCUAGAAGCUAUGCUCUACACACUCGAUCGACUUAACCAAGAAGAAAUUGUGCCUGGCGUAAAAAUUGGUGCACACAUUCUCGAUGAUUGUGACAAGGACACGUAUGGACUCGAGAUGGCUGUGGAUUUCAUUAAAGGAUCAAUAAGCAAUAUCGAUGGAGCUGAAUACCACUGCAAUAAAACUACAGUUCGAAAAGUCAUUAGUGGAGUCGUAGGAGCUGCCAGUUCUGUCACAUCGAUUCAAGUUGCCAAUCUUCUCCGACUAUUUCGAAUUCCCCAGGUGUCCUUUUUCUCAACCAGUCCUGAACUAUCAAAUAAACAGCGUUUUGAAUAUUUUACAAGGACAAUACCAAGUGAUCAUUAUCAAGUGAAAGCCAUGGUGGAUAUCGUGAGAAAAAUGAAUUGGAGUUAUGUAUCUAUUAUUUACGAAGAGAGCAACUACGGAAUUAAGGCUUUCGAGGAACUAGAAGAUCUGUUGGCGAAAUAUCAAAUUUGCAUUGCUGUUAAAGAAAAACUAGUGAAAGAUUCAGGAGUAGCAGAGGAAACAGCUUAUGACAACAUUGUACAAAAAUUAUUAACUAAACCACGAGCAAGAGGUUGUAUAAUUUUUGGCUCAGACCAAGAAGUUGCUGGGGUAAUGAGAGCAGUGAGACGUUGUAAUGCCACUGGAGCAUUUUCUUGGAUUGGGAGUGACGGGUGGAGCGCUCGAGGGCUCGUAAGCAAUGGAAAUGAAGCCGAAGUUGAAGGUACACUAUCAGUACAGCCCCAAGCAAACCCCGUUCAAGGUUUUGAAGAAUACUUUCUAAACUUGACUGUUGAAAACAACAAGAGAAAUCCAUGGUUUGUUGAAUUCUGGGAAGAUCAUUUUCAAUGCCGUUAUCCAAAUGCAUCUCUAACACCGUACAAUGAAAAAUAUACUGAACCAUGUACAACGCAAGAACGGCUUACAAAGCAAAAUACAGCAUUUGAAGAUCAGCUUCAAUUUGUUUCUGAUGCAGUUAUGGCUUUCGCCUAUGCCUUUCGAAAUAUGCACAAGAAACUUUGUCAUGGCAAGAAAGGACUUUGCGAUGCUAUGAGACCCACAAAAGGCACCGAGCUCCUACAAUAUUUAAGAAAUGUAGAAUUUGAAGGUUUAAGUGGAGAUGAAUUUAAAUUUGAUUCAAAUGGGGAUGGACCAGCAAGAUACAAUAUAAUACAUUUUAAACAAAUUUCUCCAGGAGUGUACAAUUGGAUUAGGGUUGGAAAAUAUCUCGAUGGCAAAUUGUUGCUCAACAUGUCCGAGGUGCAAUUUAAACUUGGACAUCCUCAACCACCAGAAAGUGUAUGUUCAUUACCCUGUGAAGAUGGACAGGCAAAGAAAUACGUUGAGGGAGAAAGAUGCUGCUGGCAUUGUUUCAAUUGUACCCAAUAUCAGAUACGAGAUCCAGUAGAUGAAACACAAUGCGUUAUGUGCCCUCAAGGCACAGUUCCUGAUGAAACUCAUUCCUAUUGUCGUGACAUACCGGAAGAAUUUUUAAGACCCGAAAGUGCUUGGGCCAUUGGCGCCAUGUCAUUCUCUACUACAGGAAUAUUGAUGACACUAUUUGUUGUUGGUGUAUUUCUCAAAUUCAACGACACGCCAGUUGUUCGUGCUUCCGGUAGAGAAUUAUCCUACAUUCUCUUGUCAGGAAUUUUAUUAUGCUACCUAGUAACCUUCACUCUAAUCCUACGACCAUCCAACAUUGUUUGCGGAAUCCAACGAUUUACAGCUGGAUUUUGCUUCACUGUCGUGUACGCAGCUUUACUAACAAAAACAAACAGAAUAUCAAGAAUAUUCAAUGUGAAUAAGCACAGCGCAAAGCGACCAUCAUUUAUAUCACCAAAAUCACAAUUAAUAAUAUGCUCGGGUCUUGUAAGUGUGCAAAUUCUUAUUAAUGGAGUUUGGAUGAUUAUUGAUCCAGCAAAAGCAAUGCAUCAUUAUCCAACGAGAGAAGACAAUUUACUAGUUUGUAAUAGUUACAUUGACGCGAGCUACAUGAUUGCAUUUACCUAUCCCAUUAUACUUAUUGUUAUUUGUACGGUAUACGCUGUUCUCACCAGGAAAAUACCGGAGGCAUUUAACGAGAGUAAACACAUCGGUUUUACGAUGUAUACCACAUGUGUGAUAUGGCUAGCGUUUGUCCCUCUAUAUUUUGGUACCGGAAAUCACGUGGCUCUAAGGAUUACUUCAAUGUCGAUAACAAUCAGCCUUUCGGCUUCCGUGACUAUAGCUUGCCUCUUCAGUCCAAAGCUGUAUAUUAUUUUAAUACGACCAGAGAGGAAUGUGAGACAGAGUAUGAUGCCAAAUCGACAUAAUACAACAAAAAGUUCAGGACUCACUAACGCAUCAAAUUUAAUGGCACCUGUCACUUUGACAGCAGUUACCUGUGAUCAAAGUAAAGCUGUCAAAAGGCAUGUCACUACAACCACAGAUUGUUCCACUCAAAGUGAAAACUACGAAAUGGAAACAACAAAUAAAAAGAAUGGAAAACCACCGCCAUCAUUGAUAUCGCGUUCAACUCAAACGUUAGCAAACCACAACGAGAGUGAUACAAAUUCAAUAACAUCAGUGAUAUCAAAGGAAGCGAAUAAAAAUUCUAAAGAUAAUUCCGUAACUACAAAGGAAUUGAAUACAAGGAUAGGAAAUGGACCUGUAAGCCAAAAUGACGUUUCUUUAUAGCAGGAAUACGCUUCGGAAGAUAUCUCGUUGAUAGAAGCAAAUCUAACGCCAAUAUCUAAGGAACCAGUGAUCGUAUAGAAAUAUUCAAAUCGACAUAAUAUUAUGUAGAAUUUAAGAAUUAAGGUGCGUACUAUUCAUCGUUUCUUUCGAAAACUGCAAAUUUUAUUUGUUUCAUCUAAAAGUGUAACUUUAAUUUGUUUCUUCUAAAAAGUGCAACUUUAAUUUAUUUCUUCUAAAAAAAAAUGCAAGUUUAUAAUUUUUUUCUUCUAAAAAUGUGCAAGUUCAAUUUGUUUCUUCUAAAAUAUUCAUUUCAAUCUAUUUCUUUUUA
Messenger RNA from Leptopilina heterotoma, 5627 nucleotides. It is a transcript of the gene Glurb, whose product is annotated as metabotropic glutamate receptor 2-like. The record is from RefSeq and is a predicted model, not a curated record. Gene Ontology annotation, molecular function: adenylate cyclase inhibiting G protein-coupled glutamate receptor activity. The coding region runs from base 260 to 5299 and encodes 1679 amino acids. Gene Ontology annotation, cellular component: membrane. The transcript is spliced from 16 exons. NCBI's taxonomy places the organism in Eukaryota, Metazoa, Arthropoda, Insecta, Hymenoptera, Figitidae. Gene Ontology annotation, biological process: G protein-coupled receptor signaling pathway.